AUGUUGUGGCUGGGACUUCGUGCAAUCCCGAGAGUUCAGACAGUGUUGGAAGUGGAACUUGAAGCUAUGAGAUGGGCAGCUCUUUCAAUGUCAAGAUUUAACUAUAAGAAAGUCAUCUUUGAAUCAGAUUCCCAACAUCUAGUGUCUCUGUUAGGGGAUGAUACUGAUUAUCCAAAUUUGGCCCCAAGAAUUCAGGACAUUAGACAUAUAUUCCAACAAUUUGAGGAGGUGAAGGUGAUGCAUAUAAAGCGUGAAGGAAACAGUGUGGCAGAUAGAAUUGCUAGGGAAUCUCUUUCUUUAUUGAAUUAUGAUCCUAAAAUGUAUUCUAAAGGUGCCGGCUUGGAUAAAAGAUUGUGUGUAUUCAGACUCUGUGUAAUCACCGUUUGGUAAAUGAGAAGUUGUUG
Arabidopsis thaliana (thale cress) is the source of this 404-nucleotide messenger RNA. Its product is annotated as Polynucleotidyl transferase, ribonuclease H-like superfamily protein. The coding region runs from base 1 to 390 and encodes 129 amino acids. The transcript has a single exon. Gene Ontology annotation, molecular function: nucleic acid binding; RNA-DNA hybrid ribonuclease activity. NCBI's taxonomy places the organism in Eukaryota, Viridiplantae, Streptophyta, Magnoliopsida, Brassicales, Brassicaceae. The record is from RefSeq and is marked reviewed.